CACGCGGUACACAGUGGAGUGAGAACAGCAACCUGUUCGUGUAUUUAUUUCUGUACCUUCUACUUCUCGGGGUUUGGUACAGUCUUACAGCUACAUAUAUUGAGAUCAAGGCUUGUUUGACUUUUUAAUACGUUUACAUGAUGAAUUUGAUAUAAUUAUCACCAAUUUCAUUUAACGGCGUCGUUUCUCCAAGGAAGAUUCCGCCAUUUUAGAAAGUGAUUGAACACCUCUGCAUUUAGUUUAUUGAUUGGUCUUUGUAAGAGUCAUGCAUAGGGUGGCACUAUAACAGACUUGGGAGAAAGGGAUCUGAAAGUGAAAUCAAGUAAUGCAGCAAUGACAGUACACCCAAGCUUGUUGACAGUCUUGUUGCUGUCACUGCUCUGUCCAUCUGUGGGUCAGCAGCAGAAGGCAGUGAUCAAGUUUGUCCAGACUUCCUAUGUCGUUGAUGAGGGACAACAGGUGUCCAUUGAAGUCUCCAAGACAGGAUUUUCAGCACCUCCACUCAAUGUGGUCGUCAUGGUGGUGAUGCUCUCUGACCAAAAUGGCAGCAAUGACUUUGUGGGAAACAGCCAGGCACUGACUUUUCCUAAUAACAGUUACAACAUCACACGGUCUGUCAGUUUCUUUGUCCUUGAUGAUGACAUUCCUGAAAGAGAUGAGGUAUUCACUCUACAGUUGUUGCUGUCCACUAAUUCUUCAGAAAAAGCUAUGAAGGGGGAUCCAUCAGAGGCCACCAUUACUGUUCGGGCCAAUGAUGAUGCAUUUGGAAUAUUUGCCUUUGCUGAACCCUCCCCAUACACGGUCAGUGAGGGUCCAUCCAGUGUCCAAGUACCACUCACUAUACAGAGAAACAGAGGCACAUUUGGAAAUAUUUCUGUCAAUUUUGAUUUGAGUGGCAGUGCUUUAGUAUCUGAAGAUAUCACUCCUGUAUCUGGAACUCUACUCUUUUUGGAAGGAGAAUCCAGCAAAGACCUCAUACUGACAAUUUUAGGAGAUAAUAUUCCUGAAAAUGAUGAAACUUUUGUUGUCACCCUCACAUCAGCCACUGGUGGAGCCAGCAUAAAUCUUACUCAAGACAGGCUGCAAUUGGUAAUACCUGCUAAUGAUGCACCAGUUCGAUUUACACAGGGUGAGUACAGGGUAGAGGAAACUGCAAUGUCCAUAGAUCUUUCUGUCACAAUAACACGAGGCCUUACUGAGGACGGCCAGACAUUUAUUGGGCCUAUCACUAAAGAUGCGUAUGUGUAUGUAACUUGUAUAUCAGGCUCAGCCACUGCAGGACAGGAUUUUUCUUGUGCUUCUAAUACUAGUUUGGUUUUCCAAGCUGGUGAGACCAGUAAAAGUUUUACCAUACAGAUAUUACCAGAUGAUGCUGCUGAGAUUGCAGAGGAAUUCUACAUUGUGUUGUUUAAUCCUAGCUCUGAUGUUGUUGUAAGUGAUCCGUAUAAUGUUAGCGUUAUAAUUGGAGCCAAUGAUGAAACACAUGGAGUGUUGAGCCUCAAAUCACCCAGUGCUACGUCCUUCCCUCAGACCUAUGUCAAUGAAGACACCACGUCCCAGCUGACUUUCUUCACAGUUAUCAGGAGUGGUGGAGCAUUCGGCACUGUCUCUGUAGACUGGAUUCUUUCUCGCAAUGACAGCAACCCAGACUCUGCCGCCACUGAUGUGACCCCCUGUAUCUGGAACUGUUCAGUUGAGUGAGGGCAUGAGA
Molecule: messenger RNA, 1711 nt
Organism: Lingula anatina
Lineage: Eukaryota; Metazoa; Brachiopoda; Lingulata; Lingulida; Lingulidae
Product: adhesion G protein-coupled receptor V1-like
Biological process (GO): G protein-coupled receptor signaling pathway; cell communication; cell surface receptor signaling pathway
Cellular component (GO): cytoplasm; membrane
Molecular function (GO): adenylate cyclase inhibitor activity; G protein-coupled receptor activity; G-protein alpha-subunit binding
Source: RefSeq, a predicted model, not a curated record